CACCACCUCACAUCCUCAAGGAUGCUCCAGGGGUCGGAUUCCUGGUUAAUUCUAGACUUCGCUAUGCGCGGGACAACCACCGAUUGAGGAGCUGGACGGCAGGACUAUGGGCAGGAGUCGCUCGCCUAAGUCGCGCGUUAUUUCCUUUAAUAUCAGGUCGCUAUAAGACAUAAAGCCAGCAGCAGCAUCCUCUUUCUUCUAUCCAUUCUGCAAACUCACAUUUUCACAGUAUUUACUGUAGUCACUCAUUUAAACACGCUCUCUAAAACAAACACGGUCUUUACCAUCUUUUAACUCUACGACUCUUGAUACCCUCUUCUCAAACUUACGAAAUCAUCAUCAUUCAAAAUGCGUUUCUUCGCCAUCGCCGCUACCCUUGUCGCUGCCGUCUCUGCUGUCCAGUACAGCGCAGCUGAGACUUGCGCUCUUGUCACUGUUACUGUGACUGAGACCCGCAAGCACACUCCCACUGCUCCUGCCGCCCACCCACCUACCGCCCCGGCUCCCUACCCGACCACCGGCUACCCCGUCGUUCCCUCGGUCAAGGUCCCCGUCCCCAGCGGUACUGGAUAUCCUACUGUCCCCAAGGGCGGCAAGUACCCCACUCCUCCCGCCGCUGGCACUGGAUACCCCAUCCGUCCCUCCGGCACUGCUUCGCCCUCUGGCACUGGCGCCUACCACGCACCUCCCCCUGAGUUCACUGGCGCUGCUAGCGGAUUGAAGGUUGGUGGCAUGAUGAUGGGUGCCGCCGGUGUUGUUGCACUCUUCUUGUAGAGCAACUUUGUUGUGGAUCAACAUGGGUGUAUAGUGGGGAAUAGAUGAUGGAAGUUGAGCGGAUCUAUUCGAGUUGGAGCAAGGAGAGCUAGUCGGACGUUGUGGCUGUAUAUACCCUUUCGCAUCUUCCAUUGAUUAAUUUACCUUUAUUUACUUCUAGAGUUGUGACUUGGUGAACCAUGUGUCCGUACUGUCGAUAAGAACUUUGCUCUCCUCGCCGCCCUGUGAGUAUUCUGUCUUAAAUAAAAGAGUCAUCAAUUUUACC
Cucurbitaria berberidis CBS 394.84 is the source of this 1039-nucleotide messenger RNA. RefSeq lists its product as uncharacterized. The transcript has 2 exons. The record is from RefSeq and is a predicted model, not a curated record. The coding region runs from base 349 to 774 and encodes 141 amino acids. NCBI's taxonomy places the organism in Eukaryota, Fungi, Ascomycota, Dothideomycetes, Pleosporales, Cucurbitariaceae.